Ectocarpus siliculosus is the source of this 546-nucleotide messenger RNA. The record is from the annotation of a GenBank genome assembly. NCBI's taxonomy places the organism in Eukaryota, Phaeophyceae, Ectocarpales, Ectocarpaceae.
AUGGGUAGGUCACAACCAAGUAUCUCCACUCCAGUGAUCACAACCCGCGAUUGUCGCAUACGUUUGCGGUCCACGGCUCACGUUUGGUCGUGUCUCCAAAGAAAGGUCGUUCGCAGCAACGGGCUGGUAGACACCUCCCCCGGGGACCCUUGGCUAGGGGCCGAUGACACGGAGAGACCGGUCGUCGCCUUUACCUACAAGGUGUUCCGACGGUACUAUCUAGCCAAGAUACAAGGGGAGCUACUGGAAGUCAACAUCCGGCAAGCGUGGGAGGAUCUUCACCAGGGAACAGAAACAUCCGGCGGGGGAGACGGAGGACGGCACUAUCGCCACCACCAGCAACGCGGAGACUCCGACAUUGGUGGAGGCGACUCUCGCGGUAGGCCGUACGUGGCGCGCGCAGAGCUGCAGAAGAUCUUGACGAGGGAGGGGGAGGCCUUGACCGACGAAGAGGUAGACGAGCUGCUCAGAGAGUGCCGUCCAGAUGAGGUGGGCCGCAUCGUGUACGAGGGCUACCGAAGGAUGCUCAUCGAUCCGUCGCUCUGA